Messenger RNA from Pectinophora gossypiella (pink bollworm), 1551 nucleotides. RefSeq names its product ATPase family AAA domain-containing protein 2-like. NCBI's taxonomy places the organism in Eukaryota, Metazoa, Arthropoda, Insecta, Lepidoptera, Gelechiidae. The record is from RefSeq and is a predicted model, not a curated record. The coding region runs from base 1 to 1551 and encodes 516 amino acids. Gene Ontology annotation, molecular function: histone binding; ATP binding; ATP hydrolysis activity. Gene Ontology annotation, biological process: positive regulation of transcription by RNA polymerase II. Gene Ontology annotation, cellular component: nucleus. The transcript has 10 exons.
AUGAAUAAUUUCGGACCAUCCGAUAUUCAGCCCAUAAAGAUUGACAGUAAUGUUAGGUUCUCAUCUAUCGGAGGCCUAAAAGAGCAUAUAAGAUGCCUCCGGGAGAUGAUAAUCUUCCCGCUGAUGUAUCCGGAAUUAUUCAAGAAGUUCAACACUAGGCCGGCCAAGGGUGUCUUGUUCCACGGCCCACCGGGCACUGGCAAGACUUUACUGGCGCGAGCUCUAGCCAAUGAGUGCAGUGUUGUCGGUGGAAGGAAGGUUUCCUUCUUCAUGAGGAAAGGAGCUGAUAUUAUGAAUAAGUAUUAUGGAGAGAGUGAGAGGAAUUUGAGGAUGCUAUUUACACAGGCGAGGAAAAUGAAACCAUCGAUAAUAUUCUUCGACGAAAUUGACGCGUUGGCACCAGCUCGUCGGCCGUCUGAUGAUCAUACUCACUCCAGUGUGGUGGCCACGUUACUGGCAGAAAUGGACGGCUUGUGUGACAGGGGUAACGUGAUAGUGAUCGGUGCAACUAAUCGACCAGACGCGAUGGAUCCGGCAGUGCGUCGAGCUGGUCGGUUCGACCGGGAACUCUACUUUCCGCCCCCCGAAGCUGACGCACGGAGGGACAUCCUGGCCAUCUACACCAAGGAAUGGGAGCCUAGUCUCACAAACGACACCCUCGAUAACAUUGCUAAAGUCACUGUUGGGUAUUUGGGUUCAGAUAUAAAAGCGCUAUGUUCUGAAGCAGUAUUGAAAGCAGUGAGAAGAGUGUAUCCGCAGAUUUAUGAAGCUGACUACAAGUUGGUCGUAAAUGCUACUAACGUGGAAGUAACAACAGAGGACAUCCUAGCAGCAAUGGAGGAGAUAGUCCCAGCAGGGAACCGCUACGUACCGCAAGCAGCUCGCCCUCUGCCCCAGCACUGCGUGCCGUUGUUGCAAGGCCAGAUACAGGCUGCCGUCACACUGCUUCGACGCACUUUCCCUGUUCCUGCUGAGCGUCAGAAGCAGAAGACUCAGCCUAAGUUGUCAACAUCUGCGCCGUGUGUGUUCCUCAUUAGUGGCGAAUGUGCAGAGACGUACAUAGCGCCUGCCCUCUUGGCCCAGUUGGAACAUUGCAUCGUGAAGGAGCUCAGUAUACCCUCACUGCACUCUGCGCAUUCGUACUCACCCGAACAAGCUGUCAUUACGCUGUUUGCAGAAUGCCGUAGAACAGGUCGUGCUUGCGUGAUAUUCGUGAGAGACUUGCUCGCCAUCUGGGAGACUCUGGUAAAGAAGAACGGCGCCGCGGUGUUAUUGCAGCUAUGGCGCAUGCGCUCUGUUGGCGACAACACUCUGCUGCUCGCCACUUGUAGCGGGAGCUAUGGGGAGCUUCCUAAAGAGUUACAAGAAGUAUUCCCAGUGUACAAGGACUGCAUUUACUGCGUGCGGGAGCCGACGCUGACGGAGGUGAACAACUUCCUGGCUCCAGUCGUGACGCAGUUGCCGCUUGUACCGCCUGUUGUGUUCAACGUCAUACCACCUCCACCGCUGCCAAGAGAUGACGAUAUGGUGUCGAUUCAUGAAGAUUGUUAA